AUGAAUUGUACUGAAGAUCCCAGUCGUCUUAGCGAAAUACAUUUUCGCUCUCCUUUUGCCUUUUGGACAUUAGGCGUAAUUAGUAUUAUAUUAUCAAUAUUAGCAGAUGCUGGUAAUUUAAUCAAUUUAUUUGUUCUUACUCGACGUCAUAUGCGAUCAACAAUGACAACACUUUUAGUUACACUUGCUUGGGCUGAUCUUGUUCCGCCUACAGUUGUUUCAUUAAACAAUAUACUAUUUUAUUAUUGUUUACCACAUUUGAAUAAUUCAUCUACAUUUUUAACUACACAUAUUAUUGCUCGAGCUAUUUUUAAUGGAUUAGCAAAUAUAUUUACAACAUUUAGUAAUUGGCUUAUUGUAUUAAUUACAACAUUUCGAUUAAUUGUUGUGAAGAAACCAUUAGUGGCAAAAACUUAUUGUAAUCGACGUACUGCUCGUAUACGAGUUUAUUGUACCAAUAAUGGUUCAAUAAAAUACUAUAGUCUUGGAGCAUCACCAUUAUUACGAACGAGAUUUUUUUCUCGAUAUUUUUAUCCAACAAUGGUAACAAUAUCUUUACUUUGUCCAUGGUUAAUAUGCUUUUUAAUUUGGUUAUUUUUAAUUCGUGCAUUACGCUCAGCACAAAGUCAAUUAACAAAAAAAAAUGUUAAUACCACAUUUCGUAAUGAUCGUAAACAAGAUACAUAUUUUCGUAUAACAUUAAUGAUUGUUUGUGUACUAACUGUUUAUAUGAUAUGUCGCAGUGCACAUUUACUUGAAGUUAUACAUUUAUUAAUAGCACCAUUCUUUAGUAUUCAACAACAAAUGUAUUUUAAUAAAAUACGCAUUAAGUUAUUUUGUAUAUCAAAUAUAAUGUUAACUAUAAAUCAUGGUGCAAAUUUCUAUAUCUACUCAAUAAAUCCAAAAUUUCGUUUAACACUUAAAUUAUAUUUAACAUAUUAUUUUCGCCGUUGUCGUAUAAAACGUCGACGUGCAUUUACAUUAUUUCAUUUACGUCGAAAGAAAACGAAUGAUAGUUUAGAUGGAUUGAGUGCACAAAAUGAUUUUAAUCGUUCAAUGUUGUUAACACCAUCAAAUCCUAAUGAAGGCAAUAAUAAAAAUUCUUUUAAUAAAUAUUCUUCUAAGAAAAAUCUUAUUCUUACAAAUGGAGGAGUUUAUAAUCAAAAUUAUACAAGCAAUAGUGUAAGAACACCACAAAAAUAUUUAAGACAAUUUUUGGAUGUCAAUUCAAAUAAUGAAAAUUCCGAAAAAAGUUAUGUUUGGAGGGAAAUCGAACAGCGAUUAAAAUAUCAUAGAAGAAAUCAUUUUCAAUAA
Rotaria sp. Silwood1 is the source of this 1314-nucleotide messenger RNA. The record is from the annotation of a GenBank genome assembly. Lineage: Eukaryota; Metazoa; Rotifera; Eurotatoria; Philodinida; Philodinidae.